UCGCAAAACCUGACAAAACCGACCUGUACCUCUCCGUGAUGCCAAUGUGUGGCUCGCUCCACCCACGGUGCAAAAUAUAGAUGCCUUGCAUGACUUAAGAAUAGGACAUCGGUCCACGCGCGCCGGAGGGCACGAAAAUAGUUCUUAAAGGAGAUCAUCAUGAGCACCUUAUUUCAGUCGACUCUCAGAAACCCUUUCGACCCUGCGAUAGAACCUCCGCCGAGGUCAAGAUCCAUGGCUAUCCUACCUCCAAACAACAAUACCUCGCCCAAGUCGAGUCAUGAAGAUUCGAUGCAGGUCACAUCUCCUGCGCCUCCGAAUAUGGGCCCUCCUACGCAGGGAAAUAGUCCAGAACUUGAACAGGGCAAUACUGCCAAUGGCAACAAGGAUCAAACACCAGUGCCCGGUUCCGGUACAGCAGCAGGAGCCGUAGGAGCCUCACAAGGGCCCAAAGUGGUGCAGACAGCCUUCAUACACAAGCUUUACAGCAUGCUGGAAGAUCGAAGUAUACAGCACCUGAUUUCCUGGUCGAAUACGAACGAAAGUUUCGUCAUGUCCCCUUCCAACGAGUUCUCCAAAGUGUUGUCCCAAUACUUCAAACAUACAAAUAUAUCAUCCUUCGUACGCCAGCUCAAUAUGUACGGCUUUCACAAGGUCAGCGACGUCUUCCACACUGGUUCACCAGAAUCCGCGCUGUGGGAGUUCAAGCACGGCAACGGCAACUUCAAGAAGGGCGACCUGAUGGGUUUGAGAGAGAUCAAAAGGAGGGCUUCUCGGCAUACUUUGAUACAUCGGGAUUCAUUCUCGAAUCCAAAGCCUGGCUUAUCGCAACCGGCCACACCUGGAGAAAUGCCUUCGGAUGAGCCGCGCUAUCCGGGUUUCGAGCAAACUUUCUACGAGAUGCAUAGCCGACUAGAAAGAACCGAGCAAAACUAUGCCUUGAUGAACACAAGGUGCCAGGUGCUGACUGAGGGCCUCGUUCGCUGCCACCAGUGGACACAGAAUUUGACCAGCGCCUUUCAGCAGAUAUCCGCUCCCGACUCGCCUCUCUACAAUGAUGUUACGAGCAUGCAAAAAGAAAUAGCGCGACAACUGGAGUUCGUGCGCGCACUCGAGAAUCCUCCUGAAGCUUUACCGAAUGGCAGGCAGUCAUUCUAUCCAGGCAGUGCAGCUUUGGAGCCGCCUGUAUCUCCUCGCGGAUACAAUUAUCCUGACAGUCGCAGGUCGUCCGUCCAGUUUGAGCCGCAACAUGUUGGAUUGCGACCACUGGCACCGCCUGUGCCGCCUCAAUUUUCGUCGUCCCCGCGACGGUUUGGUUCCAUGAGUAAUCCCCAUCCUUCGCCAGGAUUCAGCCGACCUGCACUCCCGGCACACCCGCCACAAAGUGUGCAUCCGUUGGCAUCGGUAUCGACGCCACCACCCAUAAACCUUACCCGCAGACACACAUCAGCAGAUAUUCGAGAACAUGGCUGGCCCCCAGUGAACGACAAUCAAGGCGGAUCCCCGUACGCCUCGGGACAUUCAUCCGUGCAGUGGCAGCCAUCGUCGCCUCAGCAAGGCCCCCAAAGCGGAGACCGACAGCUGCAAGACCAACUGGCACGCUACGAAAUCAACGGUUCGAAACGUUCGGCCACCACGGCAAACCAACCGACCCCUCCGCUGACCUCCACGUCCGAAUCUCAUCCUACUGGCCUGGGUGUGGAUCACGGAUCCUGGAGUUUGGGGGCAAGCAAAUUUCCCCGGCCCAAUUUCGAGCUGCAUUCGGCCCCUGCCACGCGUAGGGGCAGUAUGGCGACUCUACACUCAUUACUCAACCCAGCCGAGACGGCGGAGCGGGAUAAUGAGGACGAGGGUCUGAACGACGAUAGAAAGCGGAAACGACUGCUAUGAAAGUUUACCCUUCAUUUUGCUCAAAAGUCAUCCGGGCAUGACAGCUUAUUGUAGAUAACGAGAUGGGAUGGUGUUUGGCGUCACUUCUGACUUUUCUCUGGGGGGAUCUUCACAAUCUUUGAGUCUGAAAAGCGAGCGUGGGUCUUUUGAGGGUGUUUGUGACCACCAUGUGUUAUGGGUGAAGCGAAGAAAAUGAUGACCCAUGUUUA
This is a messenger RNA of Exophiala viscosa, 2099 nucleotides long. Its product is annotated as two-component system, unclassified family, response regulator. Gene Ontology annotation, molecular function: sequence-specific DNA binding; DNA-binding transcription factor activity. The coding region runs from base 160 to 1890 and encodes 576 amino acids. NCBI's taxonomy places the organism in Eukaryota, Fungi, Ascomycota, Eurotiomycetes, Chaetothyriales, Herpotrichiellaceae. The record is from RefSeq and is a predicted model, not a curated record. Gene Ontology annotation, biological process: regulation of DNA-templated transcription. The transcript has a single exon.